AUGAAGCUCGCCGCCUCUGCUGUAGCGGCGGCUGCCCUCGUCGACGUGGCUGUCGCCUCUGUCCCAGCCAUCGUCAUUAAGGGAUCCAAAUUCUUCUAUGAGAACAACGGCACGGAAUUCUUCAUCCGUGGUGUGGCCUACCAGCCCCCCUAUGAUGGCACUGGCACGACGACCUCCGCUGGCACGGUCGAUUUCGUCGAUCCCCUUGCCAACGAGACCAUCUGCAAGCGGGAUCUGCCCUACCUGCAGGAACUCAACACCAACGUGGUCCGUGUUUACGACGUUGACCCGAACGCGGACCACAGCACCUGCAUGAACCUGCUGGCUGAUGCCGGCAUCUACGUGCUGGCGGAUUUGUCCUCAGCGGACUACUCCAUCGACAGCAGCGACCCGGAGUGGAACCUGGAGUUGUACGACUACUACGCCAGCGUGGUCGACUCGCUGGCCAACUACACCAACACUCUGGGUUUCUUCGCGGGUAACGAGAACUCCAACAGUGUCAACACCACCGGUGCCAGUGCCUACGUCAAGGCCGCCGUGCGUGACAUGAAGGCCUACAUCAAGUCCAAGAACUACCGCAGCAUCGGUGUCGGUUACUCCGCCGCUGAUGUCUCGGAGAUCCGUACCGACCUCGUUGACUACUUCAACUGCGGUGACUCGGACGAUUCCGUCGACUUCUUCGGUGACAACGUCUACGAGUGGUGCGGUGACUCCAGCUACACUGAGUCCGGCUACAAUGUCAUGACCGAGGAUCUGAGCAACCUGUCCAUCCCUUACUUCUUCUCCGAGUACGGUUGUAUCACCGUCCAGCCCCGUUCCUUCAGCAACGUCCCCGUCAUGUACGGUCCUAAGAUGGAUGGCUGGCUCGCCGGUGGUAUUGUCUACGAGUACUUCCAGGAUGCCAACGACUACGGUCUGGUCACCAUCUCCGACGGCUCCGUCAGCACCCUGACGGGCUUCUCCUCCUACUCCGAGGAGAUCAACAGCGUCAGCCCCACCGGAACCAACAGCGCCAGCUACACCCCCACCAACACUGUCGCGCGGUCUUGCCCGACCGUCGGCUCCAGCUGGGAAGCCGCCAGCGCCUUGCCCCCGGCCCCCAACUCGGAACUCUGCUCCUGCAUGGAAGAGACCCUCACCUGCGUCGUGAAGGACAGCGUCUCCUCGAAGAAGUACUCCGACCUGUACAGCACCGUCUGCGGAUACGGCGUGUGCGCGGGUAUCACCGGCAACACCACCACCGGAGAGUACGGUGCGUACAGCAUGUGCAACACCAAGCAGAUGCUCAACUGGGCCCUGAACGCCUACUACGAGGAGCAGAAGUCGGCGGGCAACGGUGCCUCGGCCUGUGACUUUGCUGGCUCGGCUACCACCACUUCGACUACUUCUCCUACCGGUACUUGCUCUUCUCUGCUCAAGGCUGUUGGCACCGCUGUUACGGGUACUGUCUCGUUGUCUGCGGCUGCUGGCACCAGCACUGGUGACUCCAGCAGCAGCGGUAGCUCCGAGAGUAGCUCCGCUGGUGUGCCUGGGUACAUGACCUACACUGCUACCCUGGGUCUGGGUCAGUUGGUUGCGUUUGUUGCUGUUGGUGUGUUGUCCGGUACCGGAAUGAUUCUUUUGUAG
Molecule: messenger RNA, 1626 nt
Organism: Aspergillus welwitschiae
Lineage: Eukaryota; Fungi; Ascomycota; Eurotiomycetes; Eurotiales; Aspergillaceae
Product: glycoside hydrolase family 72 protein
Exons: 5
Coding region: 1-1626 (541 amino acids)
Biological process (GO): fungal-type cell wall (1->3)-beta-D-glucan biosynthetic process
Cellular component (GO): cytoplasm; fungal-type cell wall
Molecular function (GO): 1,3-beta-glucanosyltransferase activity
Source: RefSeq, a predicted model, not a curated record